ACAAAGCAGCACUAACUAAACAUCAUCACCAGCCCCAGCAACAAAGCCUCAUCUGCGGCCAGCAGCAUCUUCUCCCAAUCUCCUCAUCACCUUGCUGAUUUUUUGCCACCAUCCUGGCUUUUUAGCUUUGCUUUUUCGUUUCUCCUUCCUCUUCGUGAUUUUGAAUCCUUAGUGUCUAAGUAUCUAAGUAUUUUGAAUACUUAGUAUCUACGAUGACAAUCAGACAUCAAGGCCAACAGUACAGACCAAGGAUGGCAUUCCUCAAAAAGAUUGAAGUCUUGCUGAAAGAGAUGCAGAAUCCAGAAACGGGAGUCAAAAUGCAUGCACAGAGGCUGAUGAUCACCAGCAUUCCCCAUGCAAUGACAGGGAGCGACAUCUUACAGUGGAUCAUCCAACGGCUUCGGAUCCUCAGCGAAGAGGCCCAGAAUGUGGGGAAUUUCAUCGUCAAGUACGGAUACAUUUACCCUCUGCAGGACCCGAAGAAUCUCACUCUCAAACCGGACCACAGCCUCUACCGGUUUCAGACACCCUAUUUCUGGCCUACUCAGGAGUGGCCAGCUGAGGACACAGACUAUGCCAUCUAUCUGGCCAAGAGAAAUAUCAAGAAGAAAGGGAUUUUGGAAGAAUAUGAAAAGGAAAACUACAACUUAUUGAAUAAAAAAAUUAACCACAAAUGGGAUUUUGUCAUCAUGCAGGCCAAGGAGCAGUACAGGAUGGAAAAGGAAAGGAAAAAAGCAGAUAGGAAUUCCCUGGAUUGUCAAGAGAAAGCUUACUGGCUGGUUCACCGAUGUCCUCCGGGAGCAGACAACGUCCUUGACUAUGGCCUGGACAGGGUGACCAAUCCAAACGAAGUUAAGAAAAAAACCAUCAGCUUUCUUAGAAAAGAGAUUAUGUACUACAAGCAGGCCCUCAUGCGGACCACGGUGAAAUCUUCCGUCUCCCUUGGAGGAAUCGUGAAGUACAGUGAGCAGUUCGCUUCCAAUGAUCCACUCAUGUCUGGCUGCCUCCCCAGCAAUCCUUGGAUAACCGAUGACACCCAGUUCUGGGACCUGAACGCUAAACUGGUGGAAAUCCCCACCAGGAUGAGAGUGGAGCGAUGGGCGAUCAACUUUAGAGAGCUGAUCAGAGACCCGAAGGGCCGACAGAGCUUCCAGCUGUUCCUGAAGAAAGAAUUCAGUGGGGAAAAUCUGGGGUUCUGGGAGGCGUGUGAAGAUUUGAAGUACGGAGAUCAAUCCAAGGUCAAAGAGAAAGCGGAGGACAUUUACAAGCUGUUCCUGGCCCCGGGUGCAAGGCGCUGGAUUAACAUAGAUGGCAAAACCAUGGACGUCACCCUCAAGGGGCUGAAACACCCUCAUCGCUACGUCCUCGAUGCUGCUCAAACCCAUAUUUACAUGCUCAUGAAAAAGGACUCUUACGCUCGCUACCUGAAAUCUCCGAUAUACAGGGAAAUGCUGGCCAGAGCCGUGGAGCCCCAGGAGGGCACCAGGAGAAGCUCCAGCCUCCCGUUCGGACGCCGCCAGCUCCGGUCCAGUCCCAGCCCGGUCAUCUUGCGGCAGCUGGAGGAAGAGUCCAAGGCGAGGGAGGCGGCCAGCACGGUGGACAUCACCCAGCUCUGUCAGUUCACGCUUCCCAUCCCACACCUGGCGACGGUCUACUCGGGAACUCGUGGUCCUUCGUCUCCCAAGAGCCCCUCCGUCUCCUGCCAGGCCAGCGGGCAUGUGGCCCCGCUGGGCAGCUCUGCCUGCCCCUCGCCUAUCAGCGUGGCCCUGGACAGCACCCCUGCUCAGCAGAGGAAGUGGGGAGGAAGCGAUUCUGGUUCUGAUCUAGUCGCCUCAUCCAGCGAGGGCCCCGAGGUCUCCACCGACACCCCAUCUGGCUCCCGCACAUCCUCGACCCAGGCCCCAGGACUGCCUCCGCUUCUCAAGGCCCGGAUGGCCCUAUCCUUCGGCAGGAUCCUGAAGCGGGGCUGUCUCAAUGCACCUGUCUUUGCCCCCCUCUCACCCAAGUGCCCGGCGACGUCCCCCGGGAAGGUCCAGCCUCUCGGGGGCAGAGAUCAGCGGCUGCAGCAGAAAUCACCCAAGGGGAUGAAUUUCUUCCAGAUCAAAGUGGACGUGCCCCUGAGGAGCAGAAUCUACCCAAUAGACUCCGAGGAGGAAGAGGAGGCAGCGACCAAAGAAGCAGGCCGGGCAUCAGAGAAGGAAGUCAUCUGUCCGUGGGAGAACCCAAUACAGGGCAAAGUUGGGGAAAGUGGGAGAAGCAGCAUGGUCUAG
Messenger RNA from Tachyglossus aculeatus (Australian echidna), 2270 nucleotides. RefSeq names its product regulator of G protein signaling 9 (gene RGS9). Bases 213 to 2270 code for a protein of 685 amino acids. Lineage: Eukaryota; Metazoa; Chordata; Mammalia; Monotremata; Tachyglossidae. Gene Ontology annotation, biological process: G protein-coupled receptor signaling pathway; regulation of G protein-coupled receptor signaling pathway; intracellular signal transduction. The record is from RefSeq and is a predicted model, not a curated record. The transcript has 19 exons.